UGUAUCCUGUGCUACAAACCGAGCAUCCGUCUCGCGAGCCCUUGGUUGUGUAGGCGUUGCUGAGUAAUUGCUCGCAGAUUUCCUCGUCCCUAUUGGUUACCAAUAACGGGAUCCGUGUGAACCGGGAAGAGGAGGGAAGGGAGGGGGGCUGCUGUGGUCAAACCCACCAGGACCUAAACAGCACCAGGAGGGAGAGGAGGGAGGAGAGCCGCAGCAGAGGCAGUAGUGUUGUACCCCCGCUUUCAGCCUGCAUGGGCUAGUCCGUUAGCUAGCUUAGCAUCUUCCGACUGCGCCGAACCGCCUCUAGUCCCGCCGAGAAGCUCGGGUUGAUACCUCCGUGUUACCCUCUCUGUCCCCUCGGUCCUGCCUCCCCCGUGACCGGCUUGAAGAUGAUGAAGUUUAGGUUUCGUCGGCAGGGCACCGACCCGCAGAGAGAGAAGAUAAAACAGGAGCUUUUCGCCUUCAACAAGACUGUGGAGCAUGGGUUCCCCCAUCAGCCCAGUGCUUUGGCCUUUGACCCCAAGUUGCAGCUCAUGGCCAUCGGGACAAAGUCAGGAGCCAUCAAAAUCUAUGGGGCGCCUGGUGUGGAGUUCACAGGUCUGCACAAUGACACCACUGCUGUCACACAAAUCCACUUCCUGCCUGGACAGGGUCGUCUGCUGUCACUGUUGGAUGACAACACAAUCCACCUGUGGGAGCUGGUGGCCGGACCCCUGAGAGAGGUCGGUGGGGUUAAGAAAGAGGGCGUGGUUUCUCUACAGGAAGUGAACACCUACAGUCUGCCCGGCAGACCUGGCAUCGAGAGCUGCAGUGCCACUCGGGUGACUGUCCUCCUCUUGCUGAAGUCAUGUGACCUCCUCUGCGUUGGAACAGAGGGAGGAGGCGUCUACUUCCUAGAGGUGCCCAGCCUCUCGCUGAAAGAUAACCAGACACUGCUCCAGGAUCAGAUCACACACAGUCUGCCAGAUGACUACAGAUGUGGGAAAUCUCUGGGGCCGGUGGAAGCUCUUCAGGAACACCCUCAACAGUCAGGGAAGAUUCUGAUUGGCUACAGCCGAGGCCUGGUGGUCCUGUGGGAUCUGAGCAUUCGUCACGCUGAGCAGCUCUUCCUGGGCAAACAGCAACUGGAGAGUCUGGUAUGGGAACGCUCUGGAAACUUAUUUGUCUGUUCCCAUAACGAUGGAGGCUAUUCAGUUUGGGCUGUUACCAGUGGCAACACCUGCAAUCACCAGCCAGUGUCCUCCACUAUCCCCUACGGUCCAUUUCCCUGUAAAGCCAUCAGCAAAAUCCUUUGGAGGACAACACAAGCAGGUUCUCCAGUGCUUUUAUACAGUGGAGGGAUGCCCAGAGCCAGUUAUGGUGACCGCCACUGUCUAACGAUCCAACAGGACAAAGAUCACGUCACCCUCGAUUUCACAUCUCGAGUGAUUGAUUUCUUCACCGUCCACAGUGUGGAGCAAGAGAGAGAGUUUGAUGAGCCAUCUGCUGUAGUGGUGUUACUAGAAGAAGAACUGGUUGUAAUUGACCUCCAGACCCCUGGAUGGCCCUCUAUGCCCACUCCCUAUCUUGCUCCUCUUCACUCGUCAGCCAUCACCUGCUCCUGCCACAUCUCCAGCGUCCCUCCUAAACUCUGGGAGAGGCUGGUCAACGCUGGCAAAGCACAGCAAAGCCGGCAGCACACACACAGGAGCUGGCCGAUAUGUGGGGGGAAAAAUCUGGCACCUCCACCUAAACAACAAGAACUGCUAUUGACAGGCCAUGAGGAUGGCACGGUGCGAUUCUGGGAUGCUUCGGGUGUCGCCCUCACUCCGCUGUACAAACUCAGCACAGCCAACGUCUUCCACACCGACUGCGACCCUAGCGAUGACCCGCAGGACCCCAGCAACGACCCCGAUAUGCAGCAAGAGGAGGAAGAAUGGCCUCCGUUCAGGAAGGUGGGCUGUUUUGACCCCUACAGUGACGACCCCAGGCUUGGCAUCCAGAAGAUAAGUCUGUGCAAGUACAGCAACAAGCUGGUGGUGGCCGGAACCGCCGGACAGGUGAUCGUGCUGGGUCUGAGUGAUGAGCGUUCGGACCACUUGGUCGACGUGUCAGUGGUUGAUCUGCUGUACGACAGGGAGGGCUUCACCUGGAAGGGCCACGACAGGCUGGAACCGCGCUCUAAACCCGCACCUUUCCCCCCGGGCUUUCAGCCGCUGGUGGUGGUGCAGUGCUUGCCCCCGGCCUCUGUGACGGCAGUGGCACUGCAUGCCGAGUGGAACCUGAUCGCCUUUGGGACGAGUCAUGGAUUUGGCCUUUUUGACUACCACAGACGAAAUGCUGUGCUGGCAAGGUGUACCUUACACCCUAAUGACUCCUUAGCAAUGGAGGGUCCCCUGUCAAGAGUCAAGUCCUUGAAGAAGUCCCUACGACAGAGCUUCAGACGCAUCCGCAAAAGCAGGGUUUCAGGAAAGAAACGCACCAUCACUACGCCCACCAGCAAGGUUCAAGAGGCAAAUGCUGCUCUAGCAGAGCAGGAGGAAGUAGCUCCGGUGCAGAGGCGGAUAGAGCCGCGGUCAGCAGAUGACUCGCUCUCUGGAGUGGUCCGGUGUGUCUGCUUUGCAGACACAUUUCUACGUGAUGGUACACACCACGGCCCCACGCUAUGGGCAGGCACCAACUCGGGCAGUGUCUACGCCUACGCUCUGGAGGUGCCCGGUGUGGGUUCGGGGCGAGUGUGUGAGCGUGGCGGUGCGAGUGAGAGCAGUGUGUGCGUGGAGGCAGUGCUGGGUAAAGAGAUUCAGCUGAUGCACAGAGCGCCUGUGGUGUCGAUCUGCGUGCUGGACGGUCGGGGGAAACCUUUACCAGACCCGUACGAAGCCUCUCAAGACCUCGCCAUCGCGCCUGAUAUGACCAACGCUCACUCUGUCCUGAUCGCUUCGGAGGAGCAGCUCAAGGUGUUCUCUCUUCCCAAAGUCAGCGCUAAGACUAAGUUUAAGCUGACUGCACAUGAAGGCUGUCGGGUGAGGAAGGUUGCCAUGGUGGUCUUCAGCUCCACAGCUCAGGAGGAUUACAGCGAACACACACUCGUCUGUCUGACCAACCUCGGGGACAUGCACCUCUUUAGUAUUCCUGCCCUCCGACCACAGGUGCGUUAUGACUGCAUCCGUAAGGAAGACAUCAGUGGCAUUGCAUCAUGUGUCUUUACCAGGAAUGGACAGGGGUUUUACCUGAUCUCUCCUUCAGAAUACGAGAGGUUCUCUCUCUCCGCCAAGGUCCUCACUGAACCGCUCUGCUUCGUUCAGCUCGACCGACCAUUAGAGCCCACACCCACCAGGGGUCCCCCCCCCUCUGGUCUCCACGGUAACCAUUCAGUAUGCCCCACUCGCCUCUCCUAUCCAAAACCACCUUCCACAGCAGGAAACUGUGGUUGCUGUGGAGACCAGCAGGCCUUUCACCUGGGACUAGUCACUCUCUGUCACUCUCUAUCGGACGUAGAUGAAUCUCUGGAUUUGUCCCUUGCAGGGCAAACAGAAGAGCCUCCCAGCUGCUUGUCCUCGCCAAUCCUGGACACCCCACUGGACUCCCCCCUUAGCUGUGCUGACCUCACCCUCGACUCGACAGCAGAACUCACCGUGGAAGACGUCAGGGAUUUCCUAACAAGUGUGGACGAGGCAGAAAAUAACCUGAAGAAUAUCAAAGAAGAGGAAGGACGAUCGACUGGCAUCCUCAUCAACUGAACAGUAUUACAGGGAGGGGCUCAGGUGGUCGUGAUGGAUUGGAUUUCAGUGCUGGACCACAAACAUCUCCCAUCAGCCCACAGUGGAGCCCCCUGCCAGCACUCUGCACUCUCUCGUUUACCUGGCACAAGCUGGGAUGAAAGUCUUACUCCAGACACAGAAUCCAACGUUAAAAACACUUGUUGUGGUUCCUCCUGCUGGAAGAACAAAUUCUCUAUUGUCUUCUUCUGGAACCCCUUUGGAAACAUGUCGUUUCCUCCGAUGUGGAGACACAAAGUGGGCACAGUGUGGCGUGGGGUCGGCCUUGGAGCUGAUGGUUCUGAUUUCAAGAGCUCAAACUGAAACGUCCGUCUUUGAGGUCUUUGUGUUCAUCUGUUAUCGGCCCUUCAGCUCAGCAUUCGAGGAAAGAGCCGUCACAGUCUACAGCGGAGACUCGAUGGUCACUUUUUUCCCUCCACCUGCAGCCUGUGGCGCGCCUGGCUCGGCCUGAGGUUUUGCAGUUGCCAAAUUCCCUUCUUGAUCUUCAGCACAUGAGCGGAUGCGAUGGACCGCUCUUCCUGACGCGUCCUGUGAAUAACCCGUUUAAAAAGAACCAAGAUUGUCCAGCAGAGCCUGAAGGAGAGCACUGUAGUGUUGAAGACAGAAUAGCAAAUGAAGUAUUUUGAGUAUGAGUCUUAAAGUUGUAGCAUUUCUCUAUAGGUGCCAACAAAGGCAGCUGACUUUUUCUCCUGUGGGGGUCGAGGCAGCGCUGAAAUCGGCAGCAGGCUCUGAGAAGCUCUCUCCACUCUGUGGGUACUGAGGAGGAAGCUGAGUGUGGGACAGUGGAGGUGUUUUUGUAUUGCAAACUUUUCUAUGGCUUUUGGAGAAAGUGAAGAUAUUUUCAUUGAUGAAUGAAGUGAGGAAAUAUUAAAAAUUCAUACUGUGACUACGAAGGGAACCAGCUGGGGCAGAGGGCAGAUUUUGGUGAUUUAUUUUUUAACUUUUGAAAUAUCUUUAUUGCUAAAGAGCCGGGCAGUGAUGUCACAGGGGUAAUAAACACAGAAUUACCAUCCUCGUGUUCAGUGACUGUGGCAGAACAUCUGCUUUCCCUCCCAUGUUAACACCUCUUAUAAAGGACCCCCGUGGCAUCACUGUCCCCGACUACAGUGGGAGUCAGCGGGGCCAUGUGAUGUGAGGUUACUGUGCAGUGUCAGCCUGUUUGAAAUUUAAAAUAUAUUUUGUCAAUAAUUCAAACAUGUGGAUGAAGGUGGAAAGUGGGUCUCUCUCCUGAACCCUCCUCCUUCAUCGCAGCAUGCAGAAACCUUCGGGCGGGACUCAGGGAAGUGUUGCAAGCUAAGCAAAGUUAGCGUGGAAAUGGAGUGGGACUACUUUUUUUGGAGGGGGGGUCUCUGAGUUGGUGCAUUCUGCGUAGUGUUGGUUACACACAGAGCUUUGAUUGCUAGUAUUUUUACCCCCCUUGUGUUUUUUUUAAAAAUACGUUUUACUGUAUAUAGAAACAAAUGUAUACAGCAUCUAUAUCUGGGUUCACACAAGAAAAGAGGGAAGUAUUUGAAACUGUCAUAACCUUAAAACCACUCGGUGUUCCCUCACUUUAACACACGUCACCACUAACUAAUUUAGCUCAGCAGGUAGGAGUCAUGUUAAUGCCUUUUUAAAAUGUUAGCUUUUUUCCCUCUCUCGGCGUACUGGUUGAUGCACAUAAUUAACCCUUUCAUGCUACAGCUGGCACGAUUUACCUUCUUAAUCCACAUUUAAGAUGAAUCUGUUUCUAUUUUUGUCAGUUUCGUGUGUAGGAAUUUAUUAAUCGGGUCAUUUAGCAGUUUGGCUGAUGAAGAAUUGAAUGUUAAUAAAAUUAUUUACACUCAAA
This is a messenger RNA of Pundamilia nyererei, 5586 nucleotides long. It is a transcript of the gene llgl1, whose product is annotated as LLGL scribble cell polarity complex component 1. The transcript has 24 exons. Gene Ontology annotation, biological process: Golgi to plasma membrane transport; cortical actin cytoskeleton organization; regulation of establishment or maintenance of cell polarity. Gene Ontology annotation, molecular function: GTPase activator activity; myosin II binding. The record is from RefSeq and is a predicted model, not a curated record. The coding region runs from base 390 to 3719 and encodes 1109 amino acids. Gene Ontology annotation, cellular component: plasma membrane; cytoplasm; cortical actin cytoskeleton. NCBI's taxonomy places the organism in Eukaryota, Metazoa, Chordata, Actinopteri, Cichliformes, Cichlidae.